AUGCAGACAAAACGUAUUAUGUAUUUAUGCAUAGAAAGCUAUGUUACAUCAAAUAUCUUUUAUAUUUUUUUCAUAUAUAUUUCUUUAUUGUUUGCAGGUGCAACAGGUUUGAAAAAUCUGACGAUAAGCGUACCGGCCAUGGUGAGAUCAGGGGAUACCGUAACGCUAUCAUGUCACUACGACUUGGAGGGCGCAAAUUUGUAUACUAUACAAUGGUUCUUCAACGCUAUAGAAUUUUACAGCUACAUACCUGAUCGCGUUCCACCGCUCAAAACGUUUGACGUCGGUAUACAAGUUAACGAUUCCGAAUCGAACACAAACGAUGUGACAUUGAUGAACUUGACCAGGCAACUUACCGGGAUCUACAAGUGCGAGGUGUCCGCUGGCAGUCCUUCCUACCACACUAUGAUAGAAAGGGGCAGAAUGGAAGUAGUCG
Messenger RNA from Nylanderia fulva, 436 nucleotides. Lineage: Eukaryota; Metazoa; Arthropoda; Insecta; Hymenoptera; Formicidae. The record is from RefSeq and is a predicted model, not a curated record.